GCGACUGGCAGAGCGGCGGCCAGGAACGCGGAGCGCGCGCCCGCCCGCGUUUAGCGGCCCGACGAGAACCGCGCGCGGGGGCGGCAGGGCGGGGCGCAGGGAGAUGCGGGCGGCCGCAGGCACCCGGCGGGCUGGGCUCGGCCGCCGCAGCCGCCUUGUCCGGCUCCGCCGCGGGGGCCGCCGUGGCUGCCGCGCCGUCCCCGAGGUGCCGGCGUGAGGAGGCGGCGGGCGGAGAGCGGCGUCCUGCGGGAGACGGAGACCCGGAGGGAGCCCCGCGCGCGUCCUCGCUCAUUGCUAUGGACAGUGCUAUCACCCUAUGGCAGUUCCUUCUUCAGCUCCUGCAGGAGCCUCAGAACAAGCACAUGAUCUGCUGGACCUCUGACAACGGGGAGUUCAAGCUUCUGCAGGCGGAAGAGGUGGCUCGGCUCUGGGGGAUUCGUAAGAACAAGCCUAAUAUGAACUACGACAAGCUCAGCCGAGCCCUCAGAUACUAUUAUGUAAAGAAUAUCAUAAAGAAGGUGAACGGUCAGAAGUUUGUGUACAAAUUCGUCUCUUACCCAGAGAUUCUGAGCAUGGACCCGAUGAAGGUGGGCAGGAUCGAGGGGGACUGUGAGGCCCUGAGCGCCGGUGAGGUGGGCGGCGGCUCCCGGGACACGGAGAGCGGAGGGAAGGAGCGGCCCCCGCAGGCCGGUGCCAAGGCCUCCAGCCGCAACGACUACAUCCACUCCGGCUUGUAUUCCUCGUUUACCCUCAACUCUUUGAACGCCUCCAAGAGGAAGCUCCUCAAGUCUAUAAAGAUGGAGAACCCAGCCGAGAGACUGGCAGAGAAGAAAUCUCAGAAGCCAGCACCGUCCGUCAUUAAAUUCGUAACAACGCCUUCCACAAAGCCACCGGUGGAUCCCGUCGCUGCCCCCGUUCCAGCGGGCGCCGGUGUUUCCCCAUCUCCGGAGGAGACUCUGCAAGCGCUGGAGACGCUGGCGUCCCCCUCCCUGGAAGCCCCGGCCUUUCCCAGCACACCCGUCCCGUCCCCUUCCUUCCAGGAGCCCCCGAGAUCACCCUCCCCGCCGCUCAGCUCCAACCCAGACAUCGACACGGACGUCGACUCCGUGGCCUCGCAGCCUGUGGGGCUGCCAGAGAGCUUGGCGCUGGAGCCCAGGGACCAGGACUCGGCCUCGCCGGGAAAGGACAGGACAAACAGCUCAUCCAGAUCCAAGAAGCCCAAGGGCUUGGAGCUGGCCCCCAUCCUCCUGAUCACGGGCAGCGACCCCAGCCCCCUGGGCAUCCUGAGCCCCUCUCUCCCCACAGCGUCCCUGACGCCAGCACUGUUCUCACAGACGCCCAUCUUACUGACUCCCAGCCCCUUGCUCUCCAGCAUCCACUUCUGGAGCACCCUCAGCCCUGUCGCUCCCCUCAGCCCAGCCAGGCUGCAAGGUGCUAACACACUUUUCCAGUUUCCUUCUGUUCUGAACAGUCAUGGGCCGUUCACUCUGUCUGGCCUGGAUGGGCCUUCCACCCCUGGCCCCUUUUCCCCAGAUCUACAGAAGACAUAACGACGCACUUGCAGAAAGAGAGAACCAAGGAAUAAAGACACAGAGGGCCCCUCCACACGAUUGCCUUCGGAGUGAGUGGUGGACGGUUGCACAGUGCUGGUAACAGACUCUCGUGGUUUUUGCUAUUCCCGUCAAAGUGCCUUUUUAGGAUUCCCUUCCAAGAAGACUCAAGUUGGACUGUGUUUAACAAUGCCUUAAGUGGAGUCUGAACUCCACCUCCCUCUUUUUCUUUCUUUUAUUUUUCUAACAGAUACUUGAGCUUUGUGUUAAGGAAAUGUUUGGUGGGGUUUAGCAGCUAGCUAUGUUUUGCCAGGGCAGUUAAGAACUGCCCUUCUUGGGACCCUUUGGUCAG
Messenger RNA from Pipistrellus kuhlii (Kuhl's pipistrelle), 1902 nucleotides. It is a transcript of the gene ELK4, whose product is annotated as ETS transcription factor ELK4. The record is from RefSeq and is a predicted model, not a curated record. Bases 297 to 1550 code for a protein of 417 amino acids. Gene Ontology annotation, cellular component: nucleus. Gene Ontology annotation, molecular function: DNA-binding transcription factor activity, RNA polymerase II-specific; sequence-specific DNA binding. Gene Ontology annotation, biological process: cell differentiation; regulation of transcription by RNA polymerase II. NCBI's taxonomy places the organism in Eukaryota, Metazoa, Chordata, Mammalia, Chiroptera, Vespertilionidae. The transcript has 5 exons.